UCUCUCUCUCUCCCUCUCUCUCUCUCUCUCCCUCUCUCUCUCUCUCUCUCUGUCUUUCGUUCAUUUAUUCAUCGACAUCUUGUUUCUCCUAUUUCACGUUUGCAAUCGAAACUCAUGACUCUCUAGUGUCAUCGGAGAAUCUUGGUGAUCGAUCAAAUUGUCGAAAGAAGGAGAGGAAAAAAGAAAUCGUCGACAUGUAUUUAUCGAUGUUGCUGGCAAGAUCCAGCAGGCUCGGACAAUGCGGAAGGAGAUUUGCCUCGUCGUCGACGGGACUGAGAUUACCGGAUCAAACCGGCAACCGAGUGGAGCUGCGAAGGGAGCUGCAAACUUCCGAAAGACCACGACGUGCGGCGACUUUCAACGAUCGCAGCCAGCUGAAGUAUGCUCGUCGAUUGGUCGUCAAACUCGGAAGCGCGGUGAUCACGAGAGAGGACGAGCACGGUCUGGCCCUUGGUCGUUUAGCCUCCAUCGUCGAGCAAGUGGCCGAGUGCCAGAACGAAGGCCGAGAAUGCAUCAUGGUGACUAGCGGGGCCGUUGCCUUCGGCAAGCAAAAACUCACGCAAGAGCUGCUCAUGUCUUUGUCGAUGCGAGAGACACUUAGUCCGGCAGACCAUACGCGUGAACAUGCCGGAACACUUUUGGAACCUAGAGCGGCAGCGGCCGUGGGCCAGUCCGGGCUUAUGUCUCUCUACGAUGCCAUGUUCGCUCAAUACGGCGUGAAGCUGGCACAGGUGUUGGUAACGAAGCCUGACUUUUACAACGAGGAGACCAGAAAGAACCUGUUUAGCACGUUGAGCGAAUUGAUCAGUCUGAACAUAGUGCCAAUCAUCAAUACCAACGACGCGGUCUCGCCACCGCCUCACGUUGACGAGGAAGUAGCUGGCGGAGGUGGAAGAAGAGGAAUAUCCAUAAAGGACAACGACUCUUUGGCUGCGAUGUUGGCGGCAGAGGUUCAGGCCGAUCUACUCAUUUUGAUGAGCGACGUCGACGGUAUAUACAAUCUUCCCCCGUGGCAAGAUGGCGCCAAGAUGUUGCAUACCUUUAGUUCGGACUUGAGGGGUACGAUAAAGUUUGGACAAAAGUCUAAAGUCGGUACAGGUGGUAUGGAUUCGAAAGUAAACGCUGCCCUAUGGGCUCUGGACCGUGGGGUCUCGGUCGUUAUUUGCAAUGGCACUCAAGAGAAGGCAAUCAAGAGCAUCAUGUCGGGUAGGAAGAUCGGCACGUUCUUCACAGAGACCACCGGCUCCUCGAUGCCCGUCGAGGUCGUCGCCGAGAAUGCACGCGUUGCCAGUAGAACGUUGCAAGCACUCCGACCGGACGAACGAGCUAGCUGCAUCAACGUUCUGGCUGAUUUAUUGGAGACCCGACAGAAAGAGAUCCUAGAGGCAAACGGUAAGGAUCUUGAGGCUGCGAGCAAGACCGGUCUUGCGAAACCUUUGCUCUCGCGAUUAUCCCUUUCCUCCGCUAAAUUGAAAUCUUUGAGCGCGGGUCUACGGCAAAUAGCGGAAGAUUCUUUGGAAAACGUUGGCCGUGUCUUGAGAAGGACCAAAUUGGCCGAAGGAUUGGAACUUAAACAGAUAACCGUGCCGAUCGGCGUCCUUCUCGUUAUAUUCGAAUCGAGACCCGACAGCUUGCCACAGGUAGCAGCACUUGCUAUAUCCAGUGCCAACGGACUCCUCCUGAAGGGCGGAAAAGAAGCUACCAACAGUAACAAGUAUCUGAUGGAAUUGGUGAAGGAAGCGCUCGGUACGGUGGGUGCCUCCAACGCGAUAUCUCUCGUAUCGACGAGAGAGGACGUAAGCGACCUAUUGUCGAUGGAAAAGCACAUCGACCUGAUUAUUCCACGCGGUAGUUCUGAUCUCGUACGUACCAUCCAAGAACAGUCGAAGCAUAUACCGGUACUCGGUCAUGCCGAGGGUAUCUGUCACGUUUACGUCGAUAAACAGGCCGAUCUGGAUAAGGCCCUCAAAAUUGUGAGAGACUCGAAGUGCGAUUAUCCGGCAGCUUGCAACGCCAUGGAAACGUUGCUAAUCCACGAGAGCCACAUGAACGGGUCCUUCUUUACGGACGUUUGUAACAUGCUGCAAAAGGAGGGCGUGAAGAUCUACUCGGGGCCAAAGCUGAGGGAGUUAUUGACGUUCGGACCGCCUGCCGCGAAGAGUAUGAGAACCGAGUACGGUUCCCUCGAGUGUACGAUCGAGGUCGUCUCCGAUAUCGAAGAUGCUAUAACUCAUAUCUACAAGUACGGGAGCGCGCAUACGGACGUCAUCGUUACGGAGAAUAACGAGAGGGCGGUUCACUUUCAAAGAGAGAUCGACAGCGCUUGCGUAUUUCAUAACGCGAGCACCAGAUUCUCCGACGGUUAUAGAUUCGGCCUUGGUGCUGAGGUUGGCAUUUCAACGGCUCGAAUUCACGCACGUGGCCCGGUUGGAGUAGACGGUCUCUUGACAACGAAAUGGAUUUUGCACGGAGACGGACACGCUGCUGCGGACUUUGCCGAAGGCGGCAACAAGAGUUGGUUGCAUCAAUCGUUGCCUUUGAACGAGUAUAAAUGAAUCGAGUACGACGAAGUCUGCGAGGCGAAAGAAAAAUCCGUGGGAAGAAUUUCUAUUAGAGGAAGGCUACGAUAAGGAUUUUUCCGUAGCGACCGUAGGUAACGACGAGUGCUUAAAGUAUAAUCUCUUUCUUUCUCCCCCCCCCCCCCUCCCCCUCCCUACUCCCCACCCUCUCUCUCUCUCUCUCUCUCCUCUGUAUAUAAUGUAAAUAAAAUUAUGGCUAAUUAAGCAAAUUAUUACAAGUGAAAUGAGACGCGAACGAUUGCACACAAAGGGUCAACCGUGGCCAAGUUAGUCAACUAAACUUGACGUUAACUCGACGAUUCCGAGCAGUUAUUUCCCCCAUCCCCCUCCCUGUUGCAAUGAGAAAGUUUGGUCGCAAAAAGUUCAUUAAUAACGCGACGGUAUCGAGGGUUAAAAAUUUUCAGCGAUUUUCGCCGUCUCUAUCACUCGCUCGAGUAGAAAGAAAGUUGCUUCCAUCAACUUCUUCUUCUCUAUUCUUACUCGUUUUUCCUUCGUCGUUAUAUUGCGUCGACUCUGCUCGGUCUUUUAUUCCCUUUUCAAAUAUUCGACAAUUACGCCGCGAAAUAUAUCCAUGUACCUUAUCUUUUGCGUUAAGAAAAACGUUUUGACGAGAGUCAUUCGUUACUCGUUAAAAGUAUCGACUGAUAAUGCAACUGCGAUAUAUUAUGUAAAUAGAUGAUUCGCCUUGAAUAUCUCGAACAGCUUUCACGCGUAUAAGUAAAUAUUUACAUAAAUUGGCUUUUAUCGGGGAUGACGUUAAGACGGUCAUUCAAUGAUGUGCCAUAACGAUGGUACAGGGUCCAAUACGUUGCACUCCUAGAUAUAGUGGUAGAAUACAUUUUCUACGUCGGACGAUAUUAGAGAUCGAGAGUGUUUUUUUUUAUCAAAGUCUAUUCCUUUAUCUCGUGUCGAGUAAAAACGGAAUGUUCCGUCGAGCGUCUAUUAGCAAGAUUUCCUUUUAAGAUAUUUCUUUUAAAAAAGAACACGAUCCACUCGCCGAAUAAAUAUAAUGUCGACGCGACUAAUUGACAAGAGCUGAUGCGCGCGUUAAGACACUUUUAUUACUUACAUAUAUCGACACAAUACAAAUAAUUAUUUCUUUCUUUCUUUCUUUCUUUCUUUCUUUCUUUCUUUCUUUCUUUCUUUCUUUCUUUCUUUCUUUCUUUUGGUUUUUGCCCAGUACUCCAUAGCGGAUGUCUUAGAUAUUUUCGGGUGCCCAUAAUUUAAAUGUUCUGUCGUACGAGCUAGUCGCGAUGAAUUUGUGAUCGGGAGAUACAUCGACGGACAUAACCUUGCCGUCGUGCCCUGGCAAGGUCUUUAACGGUUGCCAGGUCUUAUUAGACCAAAUCUUGGCCGUGUUAUCGUACGAGGACGUAACCAGAUACUGUCCUUCUCCUCUCUGAUAUUUCACGUCCGAUAACAAAUUCGUAUGAGCAGGUAUCGUGUAUAUGCAAGACCUUUUCCGUAAAUCCCAAAUCUUGCAUGUAUUAUCCUCGCUCGCUGUUGCUAUGUGAUAACCAUUCGGUGAAAAAUCGAUGCCCAAGAUAGAUUUUAAAUGCCCUUCCAUGAACAUGAUGCAUCUACCCGUUCGUAAAUCCCAAACUCUACCGAAAGAAUCAUGUCCCCCGGUAGCAUUUACGCUGCCGUCCCACUGAAAGCUGUUACAUAUGAUAGGAUUAUUAUGCGCUCCGUUAUAUCGUAAACAACUCGUACUCGCGAAUACGAGUGAGAUCGAUUAAAUCGAUAGAAGAGAGAGAAAAAACAAAAAAUAAAGAUAAAAAUAAAAGAGAGAGAGAGAGAGAGAGAGAAGAAAAGAAAACAAGUUUUCACUACCUCAUGCAGUGUACGGCUCUGGCAUGACCCUCUUGAUGCAAAACUUCUGCCUGUUGUUCCAAAUCCCAUAAACGCCAGGAGGCAUCGUAACAACAGGUCCCAAGAAAUCUCCCGGAUGGAUGGAAGGCUAUCCUCGAAACUCUAUGAGGUUCGUGCCCUUCGACUUCUGCUAAAGGUUCCUCCCCUUUACCACCGGACCAUAAUUUGACCGUACCUGUAAGAACGAUAAUUCGUAAAAAGCUCGUAAAAAGGUUCCUUCAAAUAUCUACUACCCUACGAGAUCCUAAAGAUUCGUCAAGCGUACCGUCCGAAGCGCAAGAUGCCAAUACGCACGUCUGUCCUGCGCCAUCCCCUAAAACCUCUUCGGAAAGCGAGACAUUUGGAUGAAAAACGAUGCAGCUAACGUUGUAGGUGUGUCCCUGGAGUGUUCGUAAGAGAGUACAGUCCGGUACCGACCAUAAUUUGCAUAAGCCAGACCACGAGGCUGUAGCAAGAAUCUUCGAAUUUGGGCUAAACUGACAAAACGAUAUCGGUCUCGUGUCACCGAUUUGCGAACAAUAUAUAGAUAGAGCUUGUAGCUUCUUCAAAAGUUCUUGUCUACGCGCUGUACGCGUAGCACCUGGCAAUUCAAAAUCUUGUCUUGCUUUUUCCAACCUAACUUUUGCCCUGGCCAAAGAAAAUGCUGUAAACAAACUUAUCAAUGAGCACAUGAGCCUAUGUUUUUUGAAAAGAAAAGGAAAAGGUGUGUGUGUGUGUGUGUGUGUGUGUGUGUAUAUAUAUAUAUAUAUAUAUAUACACACCACGCAGGCGCACGCACACGCACAAAUAAUAACGUCGAAAAGUACAAAUUACUUGCUAUCCAAUAACGAGCUAUUUGUAGAGAUUCCGGUCCUUCGUGAUACCAAGUAGAUUCGGUGUCUCUUUCGACCGUGUGAGCAGGUUUCUCCUCCUCUUCGUGUUUCUUCUUUAUCGCGUCUUCCCCAAGACUAGCCAGUAACUCUCUUAAUCUCGUUCGUCUAUCCGCAGGGCCUUCGCCGAACAAACAUAUGGGCUCGCCCAACUGUCUUAAAUUCUUUUUUACCUCGGAAUCGUCCGUGGAUACGUUGAUCUGUCUAGCUUUCUUUCUACGUUCAAACUCUUCCAACAACGCUUGCCUAUCUUUAGACAUUUCAUCUUCCAAUUCCAUGUAUUCAUUGGAGAUGUGUAUAUUACCGGCCAAGGUGGGUACGUUGACAGCAUCAUUAGAAUUAGCAGCUUCCUUUUCUUCUUCCGAACAUUCCGCCGCUGCGGCAAGACGGGUACGUUCUGCUUCUUCGAGGGAUCCAUAAUGUACAAUUUUUUGUUUCUUCACGUACACCAAAUCUUCGUCGUCCGACAUUACGGAAAACUAUUAACGAACCAAUCGAUUAUACAUUUUUCUCUUUCGAAGAAUUCAAUAGAAAUAGUUAAACGCGCGAUAAACUUUAUAAUUCUAACCUCCAAAAUGAGCAACUCUAUAAAAUAUCUUACCUUAACGCUUAAUAUCUACAGUCUUGACUUUUGAAUUUACUCUUGUAAUUAAUCUUCUUGCAUCUGCGAUAAUAUCCUUUAAAUCCAAAGAUACGCUUUUAUAUUUGCGAUUAAUAUUGAAAUAAUACUUGUGCUCGUAACAUUGGAAUUUUAAACAAGUAUGAAGCCGCCAAGUAAAUACGUCAUGGGCGCAGGCACUGCAGCCAAACACGCAACGAAAUAAUCACUAGCUAAUGAGAAAGAAGGGAUGGCCUCGUAUACCUCGUUUUUUCUAUUUAGAAAUAAUUCUUAUCUCUUAUCGUCUCGAAAAGUAAAACUAGAGAGCUUCUUCAUUAUCCCAUGUCUUUUUAAUGUACCUCCGUGGUUUUUUCCAAUAAUCCCUAUGCUAGUUUGCAAGUAACAAAUUCGUGGAAUUUAUCGUGAUAAUCAUUUUGCGGAACAUUUCACGUCGACAAGAAGAAAGGUAAAAGAGACAAAAAUAGGAACGAUAAAGAAGAAAAUUCGAACGAUUAAGCGGAAAUAAUGGAAUGUUUUAAAGAAUAAUUGAAAAUAUUAAUGACAUAAUUGUAUAACGUUGACGUUGAUGGAAUGGAAUGAAAACGAAGUGCAGCCAAUUGUUAGCUGCAGAUGCAUUACUCGAGUCGCGUUUACAAUUGAAUUUACGAAUACGUCCCAUAUGUAAUAUCGAUUGGCCAGGUCUCAUGGCAUGGAUAUGCUUGUUGCAUAUGGAGAUUCUAUCGAAUGAAGAUGAUUCGUUAAACGAAGUAACGAUAAGUGCGAUUGACACGAGCAAAUAGACCGACAAACUAACUCGUUCGCACGUAACGAGUCGAGUCUAGGUUGUUUACGUUCUCGUCUCUCUCUCUCUCUCCCUCUCUCUCUCUCUCUCUCUCUCUGCCUCCACCGCCCCCUGUGUUUAUGCAUUCUUAUUUAUGUACGUGCGCGUACGAGAAAACUAGUUCUUUCAACAAAGUUCCGUUAUAAUCGUGUAGAUUUUUAGAUCGAUUUAACUAAAACCUAAAGAGGUAAAACAUACGUAUAUUAUAUGCGUAUGCACGUAUGGACGCAUAUAUUUGUAUAACGACGCAAGUAGUUUUUCCGUUGAACACUACGCGAUGUUAGCGUCUUGUGCAUUUCAGCCAAAGUUCGGCCUAGCGAAUCGUCGAUCGACGAGAGGAGAACGUCCGAGGGCUUUACUUCUCUAACUCUCUCGUUAUCGAGAUGAUUU
Vespa velutina is the source of this 7149-nucleotide messenger RNA. RefSeq names its product delta-1-pyrroline-5-carboxylate synthase (gene P5CS). Bases 195 to 2555 code for a protein of 786 amino acids. The transcript has 7 exons. NCBI's taxonomy places the organism in Eukaryota, Metazoa, Arthropoda, Insecta, Hymenoptera, Vespidae. The record is from RefSeq and is a predicted model, not a curated record. Gene Ontology annotation, molecular function: glutamate 5-kinase activity; ATP binding; glutamate-5-semialdehyde dehydrogenase (NADP+) activity. Gene Ontology annotation, cellular component: cytoplasm; mitochondrion.